CGCAACACACAACAAACCGAGAACUAAGGCAACGAUCCACCAACAAAUCCGUCCGUUUCGAUAAGAUAGAAGCCGUCUAUUCUUCGUCGCAGCGUCGCGGCCCAUCGCCGAGAGCGUUCGUCAGUAUGUGCGGAUGGUCACUCUCACCAAUAGAAGGAGAGGAAAAAAAAGAAUAACAAAGGGGUCGCAAAAUAAAUACCAUCACCAACACAAUUGCAAACCCACACCACGCCGUCAGCUGAUUCGCGGAGGUAAAAAGAUUCGGUUUAUCUGUGCGGAUGCAGUGCUAGAGCGCACUGGGAGUGGGAGGUUCGGUUACGAGCGCACAUUCACUGUGCAGCCACUGAAGAAGGCAGAGGGGUGUGAAGCUUUAACCUACUGCUCCGUGCCGAAAGGAUUUUCACAUUUUUUCAUACUACAGCCGCUGUUCACAAAUGUUAUCAAAACUUGUAGCCGAGUUCGGCGAGCUGCCGGCGUCACAAAAGGCGCUGCUGGUGGCAGCCGGCAUCGGAAGCGUGGCGCUCCUGUCCGCCGGCGGCUACCUGGUGAAGCGGCGCAUCGACAACACACCGCCGAAGCAGUGGCGCAAGGCGGGCGAGCUGACCGAGCUGUACGUCUACCCGGUCAAGUCGUGUGCGCCGAUCGUGCUGCAGCAGGCGGACUGUGCCGAUCUGGGGCCGCAGCGCAACCUGCUGCGCGACCGCACCUUCAUGGUGACCAACGCCGACGGCAAGUUCGUGACGGCACGCAUGAAGCCGAAGAUGGUGCUGGUGCAGCCCCGGUUCGACGAGCGGUUCGAAACCAUGUACCUGACCGCGCCCGGCAUGCCCGAGCUGCGGAUCGAGGUGGGUGCGCUCGGGGCGGCCGACGGGACGCGCAGCACGGUCUGGGGCGAAACCGUCCCCACGGUCGACUGUGGCAGCGAGGCGGCCCGGUGGUUUUCCCGCUACCUGCUCGACAAGGAGGACGGCUACCGGCUGCGCUACUAUCCGCUGAAGUAUACGAGCCGCCGGCGGCACGGCGGCGACACCGGCUCGCUGCAGGACGAAACGAGCUACAUGCUGUUUAACGAGGCGAGCGUCACCGAUCUGAACCGCCGGCUGGAGAACAAGGUGACGGUGCUGCAGUUCCGGCCGAACUUUGUCGUGCGCGGCCCGGAACCGUACGGCGAGGACCGGUGGCGCUGGGUCCGCAUCGGGGACGCCGUGUUCCGGUACGAGAUGCCGUGCCUGCGGUGCAUCUUCACCACGAUCGAUCCGGCGUCCGGCGUGGCCCAUCCGGACAAGGAGCCGCUGCGUACGCUCAAGCAGUACCGCCAGCUGCCAUCGUACGGCGAGUCACCCGCGUUCGGCAUUCAUCUCGGACUGCGCCGUGCCGGUGAGGUGAAGCUGGGUGAUCCAGUUUACUUCGCCUAAGCUGCUCCCACCGCAACGGGGCGUUACCUUUUUCAACCUGAUCGCAUUUUUUUUCUUUCUACCAGCAAAGUAGGUGAGCGAGGGGCCGCGGGGGGAUUUCUUUCCUCAAAAAAACAACAUCCCAUUACCGUCCCUCUCUCUUUUUUUAAAGGAGAACAAAAAAAAACGAUUAAUUUUAGCAAAUACUGCAUUUAUAUUCCAAAUUAAAAUAAUACCAGCAUAAUAAAAGCAUACAAACGCAACAGUAA
This is a messenger RNA of Anopheles coluzzii, 1663 nucleotides long. RefSeq names its product mitochondrial amidoxime-reducing component 1 (gene Marc). Lineage: Eukaryota; Metazoa; Arthropoda; Insecta; Diptera; Culicidae. The record is from RefSeq and is a predicted model, not a curated record. The transcript is spliced from 3 exons. Bases 435 to 1415 code for a protein of 326 amino acids. Gene Ontology annotation, molecular function: catalytic activity; molybdenum ion binding; pyridoxal phosphate binding.